Messenger RNA from Sebastes umbrosus (honeycomb rockfish), 3501 nucleotides. RefSeq names its product collagen alpha-1(XXI) chain. The coding region runs from base 33 to 2855 and encodes 940 amino acids. The transcript has 31 exons. NCBI's taxonomy places the organism in Eukaryota, Metazoa, Chordata, Actinopteri, Perciformes, Sebastidae. The record is from RefSeq and is a predicted model, not a curated record.
AGCCAGGUUGGACUGGACCGAGGUAGACCGCCAUGUUGCUGUGGUCAUUAUGGAGUGUAUUGCUACUGACCCCCCUGGAGGCUGCAGAGGAGGACGAUGUCCGAGCAGGCUGCAGCACAGCUGUAAAUGACCUGGUCUAUAUCGUUGAUGGCUCAUGGAGUGUUGGCUUCUCUGACUUUGAAACGGCCAAGCAGUGGCUUAUCAACAUCACCAGCCAAUUUGACAUCAGUUCCCACUACACACAGGUGGCUGUGAUCCAGUACAGCGACACUCCUCGUCUGGAGAUCUCUCUGGGGAAACACCAGGGUGGAACGGAGCUCAUCCAGGCCAUACAGAACAUCGAAUACCUGGGAGGAAACACACAGACUGGCAGGGCCAUCAAGUUUGCUGUGGACCACGUUUUCGCCGCCUCCCAAAGAGCCAGCCAUGUCAAGAACCGCAUCGCUGUGGUGGUUACUGAUGGCAAAUCUCAGGAUGACGUGGUGGAUGCCAGUGUGGAGGCACGAGCUCAGGGCAUUACAGUAUUUGCUGUUGGAGUCGGCAGUGAGAUCACCACCUCGGAGCUGGUGUCCAUCGCCAAUAGACCAUCGUCCGACUAUGUCCUGUACGCCGAAGAUUACACCACCAUCGACCGGAUCCGAGACUCCAUGGAGCAAAAGCUCUGCGAAGAGUCUGUGUGUCCAACACGAAUCCCGGUGGCAUCUCGUGAUGAGAAAGGCUUUGAGCUGAUGGUGGGCAUGAACAUCCAGAAGAAGGCCAAGAAGAUCCCCGGCUCUCUGACGUCUGAGGCUGCCUAUACUCUGACUGCCUCCACAGACAUUACUGAGAAUACCAGGGAUAUUUUCCCAGAGGGCCUCCCUCCAUCGUAUGUGUUCGUAGCCACCCUGCGCCUAAAGGGCCCCUCUAGCAAGCUGACCUUUGACCUUUGGAGGGUGCUGUCUAAGGAUAAGGAGAUCCAGGCUGCAGUGACACUUAGUGGGAAGGACAAAACUGUCGUCUUCACCACCACCAGUAGGACAGAAAAUGAGCAGAGACUCACCUUUAAAGCCGGCUUUCAGACUCUGUAUGAUGGAAAGUGGCACCAGCUCAAAGUCCUGGUGAGACCACGCCAGGUCACCAGUUUCCUUGACGAUGAACCGAUCCAGGAAAUAAUGCUGGAACCGGGAGAGCCCAUUUACAUCAAUGGGGAGACACAGGUGGCUAAGAGGCGAGGAACAGACAUCACUGUGCCUACGGAGAUUCAGAAGCUGCGUCUGUACUGUGAUCCUCAUCAGAGUGAGAGAGAAACAGCUUGUGAGAUUUACUCUGUGGAUGAUGAAAGGUGUCCUCUGAAUCGAACAGCCACAUCGGAGGAAGAAGACUGCAACUGUGUAGUCGGACCACAGGGGCAGCGUGGCCUGCCGGGACCCAUGGGUUUCCGAGGGGAGAAAGGGAGGGAAGGACCACCAGGACCUGAUGGUAAGCCUGGUAAAGAAGGGAAACCUGGGGAAACUGGCGCUCUUGGAUUACCAGGGUUGAAGGGUGAAGAUGGUCCAGCAGGACUAAGAGGGGAGCCCGGUCUCCAAGGCAUCAAGGGAGACAGAGGGGAACCAGGCUUACCAGGAGAACUAGGAACCCCAGGACCCAAGGGCAUUCCUGGUGAGAGAGGUGAGUUGGGAAUGCCAGGUGAAGCUGGACCAAUGGGGGAGCCAGGACUACCGGGGCCCAGUGGACUGGUUGGGAUAACAGGACCAAAGGGAGUGAGGGGAGUCAGUGGUGCUGCUGGAGAUCAAGGCGCCCCGGGUGAUCCGGGGACUCCUGGCGAAGCGGGCCUAAGGGGACCUCAGGGAGAAGGAGGCUCGCCUGGGCCACGAGGACCACCUGGACUCAACGGAACACUGGGAACCCAGGGAAUCCAGGGGCCCCCGGGGCCGCCCGGAGAGAUCGGCCGAGAUGGUCCCAAGGGGAAGUGUGGAUAUCCGGGGUUCACUGGUCCUCUUGGUCCACCAGGCCAGAAGGGCACCACAGGGGAAUCUGGUUUUCCGGGGCUGCCGGGUGCCAUGGGGAUGCCGGGGUUCAAAGGUCACAUGGGGGAGAGAGGAGAGACCGGCUCUAAAGGAUGCCAGGGGGAGCGAGGCAGAGAUGGAGAGCUUGGGACUCCUGGUGUACCUGGCGAAGUGGGACCCAUGGGAAGGAAAGGAGAGACAGGGGUGUCAGGUGACGUAGGCCACAGGGGGCCUGAUGGAAAGAAAGGGGAUAUGGGCCACAUGGGCCACAUGGGUGCUGUUGGUCCCAGGGGAUUUACCGGUCAGGACGGGUUGCCGGGCCAACCAGGACAACCAGGAUAUCCUGGGAAACCUGGCAAGCCUCCCUCAGAUGAGCAUCUUCUAAAGCUCUGCACUGAUGUUCUGCGUAAUCAACUCCCAGCGCUGCUCCAGUCCCUGGCCCCCCCAGCUAGGUGUGAACCCUGCGAGAGUGUGAAGGGAUCCCGGGGCGAGCCAGGAGGCCCAGGACCCAAAGGCUCCAUGGGAACUCCAGGUUACCCUGGCAGAAGUGGCGCUCCCGGUUACCCAGGACCUUCUGGGAGGCCGGGUCCUGCAGGCCUCAAAGGUGACGUGGGACUAAGAGGGCUCAAAGGCAGCAAAGGAGAAGGUUACAGUGGACCUCCAGGACCACCUGGACAGUCAGGGAUUCAGGGACCUCGUGGCUUCGAUGGAAUCGGCCAUCCAGGAAACGAGGGAAUUCCUGGAAAACCAGGACCACCAGGAGAUCCUGGUAAACGGGGCAACCCAGGGCUUCCAGGGGUUUGCGAUGCGUCCAUGUGUUAUCAGACCUACAACCUCAGGGAACAUUACAGCAAAGGACCCAACGUCUGAUGACACAGCAGCGUGGGAAAGGCUGCUAUUGCAACACACCCACGUGUUUCGAGGAAUUUACUGUAUCACUGAUUUACAGAAAUGUGUGUGUGUGUGUGUGUGUGUGUGUGUGUGUGGGUGGCUGUUGGCUCCUCUAUGACAAAGUGUGUGUGGAGAACAGCUGAACUGGAGGCAGAAAUAACCUUGUUAGUUGAGUUAGAGUAAAACAGACAGAGCAUGGAUUAAUGAUUAUGGAAUUCAUGAUCAAAGAUGGGCAGCAGGAUAGCAAUCUAGCUUAUUGAGAUACCAGACAAACAUGGCUACUUUACACAUUAAAGGGGACAUAUCAGAAAAAAAAAAUAAAAUUUUUUUUUAGUGCCUGUGUACAUCCAUUUGGGUAUCUGGAGUACCUAUCAACCCACAAACUGUGAAAUAAGACAACCCAGUCAGGUAUUUGUGGGCUGCCUAGAUCAGAAAACAUGUGAUUCAACAAGCCGUUCAGAUUUGGCUACCCUUUCUAUAUUAAAAUGCAGGCUAGAAUAUCCCGCCCAUAGAUGUAUAAAGAGUACUGGAUACAGCGUUGGCAGCGGGCUUCCAUUUAUUCCUAGUAAUCGGAUCUUCCGGCGAUCUUCCGCAUCCAUUGGGCCCAUAGAGCAGGCGCAGUAGA